GCACUUCAAACCUGAAGCAAUCUGCAGUCAGAAUCUUUGGUGUUUUAAUAGUCCAAGAUACCAGAACCUCUUCAAUCGAAACUCUGACAGCUGUGCAAGAGGACAUCCUUAAUCCUUCAAGCCAGGCUUCAGUUUCUCUUGACUCCUCUUUGUAGUCUUUGAGCAUUGCCUGUUACCCCAUUAUAAUUGCUGUUACAAAUCAUAAUUAUGUUUUGUGGGCAGUUGAGUGAAACAGAAAAAGAUGUAAAAGUGGCCUUAUGGUAAAAAGGAUUGUUUGCAUUACUGGUACCAAAAUCAGUAUGUUCUCUCCCAGUCUCAGAAGUCACAGUCCUGCAUUUGCCUAGCGUCACUAGAUAUAGUGACUCUUUUUUUAGACAGGCAGCACCAGUGUUUUUAUUGCCAUUUGGUAUAAUUAGGUUUAAGCAAGACAAUCUUAAACACAACAUUCUCUUUUAUAGUACAGGUUUCAUGGACAUUUCCAGAUUCUCUUUGUAGUCUCAGUUUCUGAAUCCUGAAUUCUGAAGUUUUGUUGUCUGUAUUUAAAUAUAGUGUAAUUGAAACCUUAUAGUGAAGAAUGGAAUGAAGCCAAAUUGAUAUUCAGUAGUUUCCUUAAGAUGGCUUGAAUGACAUCUGUCCAUCUUGGUAUAUCUUCCUGGGGAAGAAUGGUCUGUUUCUGAGCUGAAUUCACUAUAGGUUUUUUAACUUUUUCUUUUUUUUUUUUUUUUUUUUUUUUUUGGUGUGUAAAUAGACCUGAAAAUAAAGAUAUAAGACUGGAUGCCUAUCUGGUGCUUUACUCAUCAUACACUAUUCCUAUUUCCCACUUAAUAUGUGUCAGCUAAGCUGAAAAAUUCCAUAUGCUGUCACUUUAAAAGUUGAAGAUGUGCAGCAACUUAUAUAUGUUAGUCUCUGGAGUUCAUCUCUGCUUUUUUUUUGCAAAUUUAAUCUGUUUUCUAAAUAAUCAAAAUUUUGUUUUGGUUGCUUAAGAUUGCAGUCUACCUUGCUCGUAUAACAAAUUAGUUUCCAAUGCCUGAAUUUCCAAACAGGGAAAGAAAUACAUAUAUUUUUAAUAAAAAUUCAAGUAGUAGUUGUGCCUUCAAGACAAUGUGUUCUUGGUUUCCUUCUAUUUUUAACCAAAAGGCAUUCAUUCAUUAGCACUCUAAAAUACCAUUUAAGCAAGGAGCACCUGACUGUAUGCUUUGCACUUGACUGUAUGCUUUCAUCUUAUUUCAGCUCUGUAGAAAAUCUUAUAUUUGGAAUUUUUGUGACCAGUUUUGGUGUUCCCAAAACUUUACUAAUAUUUUAUUUUCGUGGUGUGAGAUUGUAUCCUAUGUAAAGCAUCCUCUUGUGGAUCCUCGCAGUUGUAGAAUAGGCACUCAUGCUGUAUUUCCUGCCAUUGUGCGUUUGGCUCUAGGUUUUCAGGAGCAAUCAUCUUUGUGUUAAAGUCCCAUUGCUUCUCUCUUGUUUUCCUUUUGUGUUUAUGAAUGUUAUGGUAUUACUCUGCCAAGGCCAUCAGAAGCAGUUGUUACCUUUCGUGUUUCUUCACUUUGCUGGAACACAGGUCUGAAAAGAUUGAGGUACUGACAAAACAUGAAGGAACCUCUGGCUUCCCAGUAGAAGCUGCUAAGUAGAUGGGCAGAUACUGUUUGCUGGUCGCGACUACUACCAAAAAUGUACUUGCAGCUCAGAAAAAAAGAAAAUUCAAAAAGAGAAAAUAGUUUUCUUCACAAAGUAGAUAAACUCUUCUUCAAAUUUCACAAAUAGCAUUAUAGGCUAGUGAAGAUGGAAAUGAGCUUUUUCUCAUGCUGCUUCUCACACUCAUUUUACAUCAAAAUGGCCAUUUACUGCAGCAAAAUUUAAGACUGAUUUAAUACUGAUUUAUUUUGGAUAAGGAAGGACAGAACAUAAAACCACAAUAUUUUCUUCUUCUCUUGUGUUUCAAAUAUCGCUGUUAAAUAGAUAUUUAAUCUCUUGAGAUACCUAUAGUUUCUGGAAUAUAGUAUCUGCAUCAAACCAUCUGGACUGUUUCUCCACAGUUCUGGUGAAUGAGACUUCUAAGCAUGUUCUAUAAUUUCUAUAUGGUUUUGCAGAGUAGAUAAGACAGCAGAUAGCAGAUCCUGGCCUUAAUAGGACCAUACAUACAUUAGGAAUAAUUUUCCUUAGAAUCAUAUUACAAAAGAAAUUUAUAGGAUAUUGAAGAAACAGGGCUUGCAGGUCAGUGUAUUUAGCUUGUUGAAUAUACUGCUGAAACAACAUUUCACUUAAUUACUUUUUAAAUUGGGUCUGUGUUCUACGGAAUUUAAAAUAAUAAUUAGGUAAAUUUUUCAGUAUUAAUAAAGCACUCACAUUUUUCAUAAUAUACUUGCAGUCUUUCUGGAUUUUCUUCAUCCAGACAAUAUAUAUCAUAGUACAUAUAUUUAAUAUAUUUUAUUUAAGUAUAAAGCAAAAAAAGUUAUGAAAGGGGAAAGGGAAUGUAAGUAGAUAAUGCAAGAGAUCUUGCUACAUCAUUCAAAGGCUCUUUAGUAAUGAUUCAUUAUUAUAAGAAAGGAUUUUAAAAAAAUAACUACUACCAAUUAAGUCUCUGGAAUACAUAUUAUAUAUGUUUAACCUGUCUAACUGAAAUUUCACAUCCUUCCACAAUAGUUCCACUGGAAAUUGUACCUUUCAGUGCAGUUAGGUACUAGUCAUACCUAAUGAAGUUUGCAAAAUACAUCUGCAAAAUACUCAGAAAUGGUGGUUUUAUUUAUGACCAAGUGAUUUUUACACUUUCAAAAUACAAUCUGUACUUAGAGUUACAUUAACUUCCAAAAUAAUGAAACACUUUAAGUGACUGUGAAAAGUGUCCUUUAAAUGAUACUCAGUGUUUGAAACAGUCUUUAAAUAACUUCAAAUCUGAAUAAAAUAGCUGAGCAACACAAAAGUGGCAGUACCUUAUUUAAAACUAGCCAGUCAGACAUUGCAAGCUAGCCAGAUGUAGUUGGAAGCCAACUGCUGUUCUCAUAUUCACUAGUAAAGAGUCAGCCUUCUGGAAUUAAUUCAGUAGUACUGGUCUAAGGAAUGUGAUGUGAAAUCCCAACUCAUAUCUUGAUGUUUCUGUGCUAAUCGUAUUUGUCAAAACUCUCAGACAUCUCUGACUGCUAUGCAAGAUUGUAGUCAAUACAUUUCUCCUGUAAGGAUGGUGAUCAUAUUUGAAGGAAGGCAAGGAUAAUGUGCUCUUUCAAGAAAACUUUUUUUCCAAGACUUCCAAAUUUUUACAAAAAAGUUUACUGGUUUUGAGAGUUGUGGAUUUUUUUCUUUUUUUUUUUUUUUUUUUUUUAAUAAACAGUCUGAAAAAAUCCUGUUGGUAGGUUACAAAAAAUACAAUGAGGUUAUGAUAUUCUCUUGGACUAUUACAAAGUAAAAAAAAAAAAAAAAAAGUCAAAAAACCUCUUUCUUAAGAAGAUCAUACCAUGUCGUAAGGCUGGAGAUGGAUGUAAAGCUACAAAGAAAAUCACUUACCAGAUUUAUGGUGGGCUGUGGCAGAUGUGAUGAUUGGUUUCAUGGUGAUUGUGUUGGACUGAGUCUUUCUCAAGCACAGCAGAUGGGUGAAGAGGAUAAAGAAUAUGUGUGUGUGAAAUGCUGUGCUGAAGAAGACAAAAAAAUGGAGUGUUUUGAUCAAACUGUACCAGAUACUCAAGUGAAACUUGAAAUCCAUAUAGAAGAAAAAGCAGUUGAGUGUGAAAAACCAGGGAUGUCGAAGCAAACACCUGCCUGUAAUCUAAAUGUAACAAGUGAAAAAACAAAGCAAACAGAGGACACUGGGAAGCACAAAGUCAAGAUCUUCAGGCGGGAAUCUGGUGAUGGGAAGAACUUGUCCGAGUCCAGAGACUUGGAUACUAAAAAAGGGCAACAUGUUCCUGCUCGAAAAGGAUCACAAACUGCUGUAAUUCCUCGGCGGUCCACUGAAGAUAAAAAUGAAAAAAUAACUAAAGAAUCCCUUGGUGUGGUUGAAAGGUCCAUGAAAUCAGGUGUUCAUGAGAAACAAGAAAUUAAGAAAAAGAAAAACGAGAAGGGAAAUGUUAGUGCAACACACGUGCCAGCUGUGCCAGCUUCUAAACCUUCUGCUGAUCAGAUAAGACAAAGUGUCAAGCAGUCUCUUAAGGAAAUUCUGAUGAAAAGGUUGACAGAUUCCAGUUUAAAGAUUCCUGAGGAGAGAGCAGGAAAAGUUGCCACAAGGAUUGAGAGAGAGUUGUUUUCUUUUUUUCGGGACACUGACUCAAAGUACAAGAACAAAUACCGAAGUUUAAUGUUCAAUCUAAAAGAUCCUAAAAAUAAUAUAUUAUUUAAGAAAGUACUGAAAGGGGAGGUUACACCAGACCAUCUAAUAAAAAUGAGCCCAGAAGAACUGGCUUCCAAAGAACUGGCUGCUUGGAGACGGAGAGAAAACAGACACACAAUUGAAAUGAUUGAGAAAGAACAGAGAGAAGUUGAAAGAAGACCUAUCACAAAAAUUACUCACAAAGGAGAAAUAGAAAUUGAAAGUGAAACACCAAUGAAAGAGCAAGAGGAAGUUAUGGAAAUUCAGGAACCUAAUACGAAGGUUUUUGAGAAGUCAGAGGAAGCUGAAAAAGAUAAAGAAGCAAAUGAAUCUGCAUCUCCAGACACUACAAGUCAACAUAAAAAUCAUCUCUUUGAUCUUAACUGCAAAAUCUGCAUAGGCCGAAUGGCACCACCUACUGAUGAUCUUUCUGCAAAAAAAGUGAAAGUAUCUGUUGGAGUUGCACGGAAGCAGUCGGACAACGAAGCAGAGAGCAUUGCAGAUGCCCUUUCGUCAACGUCAAGUAUUUUAGCUUCAGAAUUACUGGAAGAUGAUAAGCAAGACUCAUCAAAAUCAUCAUUGACACCUCUCCCAAAGUCAGAAACACCUGGAACUGUGGAAUGUGAAAGUCUGUUUCUGGCACGUCUGAAUUUCAUCUGGAAGGGUUUCAUCAAUAUGCCUUCAGUGGCAAAGUUUGUCAUUAAGGCUUAUCCAGUUUCUGGCUCUUUUGAUUAUUUAACGGAGGAUUUACCUGAUAGUAUUCAAGUAGGUGGCAGAAUAUCACCUCACACUGUCUGGGAGUAUGUAGAAAAAAUCAAAGCUUCUGGGACCAAGGAGAUCUGUGUAGUUCGCUUUACCCCUGUCACUGAAGAGGAUCAGAUAUCCUAUGCAUUGUUGUUUGCCUAUUUCAGCAGUAGAAAACGCUAUGGUGUAGCAGCUAAUAACAUGAAGCAAGUGAAAGAUUUGUACCUCAUCCCUUUAGGUUCCUCAGAUAAAGUCCCACAUCAUCUUGUGCCUUUUGAUGGGCCUGGGAUUGAAAUACAUCGACCAAACUUAUUACUGGGAUUGAUAAUUCGCCAGAAAAUGAAGAGGCAGAUUACUGCUGUUGCAAGUGUUACUAGUAGUUUUGUGGAUGAAACUUCUGAAAGUACCUUGAGUAGCUUGCCACCAGAGAAGAAAAGCAAGCCAAACAAACCUGAAGUUUCUCAUCAUGAGUUGGCACUAGAAGAAGAAGAGGAAAAUGAUUUUUUUAAUUCCUUCACAACUGUGCUACACAAGCAGAGAAAUAAACCUCAGCAAUCUAAUAUAGAUGAUGUUCCAGCAGUUACUGAACCAUUGGUAGAAAGUACCAAACAUGAACCACCAAAGCCCCUCAGAUUUCUUCCUGGAGUCUUGGUUGGAUGGGAAAAUCAGCCUUCAACUCUGGAGCUUGCAAAUAAACCGCUCCCAGUCGAUGAUAUUCUUCAAAGCCUGUUGGGUACGACAGGGCAAGCAUAUGAGCCCAGCAAGUCAGAAGCAGGUUCCAGUGAAGACAUACCAUUAUUAAAUGAGCAGUCAACCUCAAAAGAAGAAAACAUGGAUGUUGCUGAUGUAACUACUGAAGGUAGUGAAGCAAAGACUGGUUUGGAUGAUCUACAAGAGUCCACUAACGCAACUGUAACUGUGGAUGCAGCAGCUGUAGGUACCUCAAGUUCUGCAAGAAGUGCUGGAUCUUUAAUAGGGCUGAGUCUUAAGGGAAAACCUCCAGAUGUCUCUACAGAAGCAUUUUUAGCAAAUUUAUCUGCUCAGUCACAGAAUAAAGAAACUGAAGAAAGUAAAGAAAAUGACCCAAAACAGCAGUUACCUGACAAGGAUAAUGUUGCACAGGAAGUUAGAAGGACCACAAGUUCCAGCUUUUCUUCCUCACCAAAUGCAGGGAAAAUAAACAAUGAGAACAACAUUAAUGUUGGCUCUGCUGAAGGUAGCACUGCUAAUACCUCUAAAUCACCACCAUUUAUUAAUCUUAAACGAGACCCACGACAGGCAGCUGGACGAAGCCAGCAGACUAAUACUUUGGAAAACAAGGAAGGAGACAUUAGCAGAAAUGAAGACCGACAGAAUGCUUCAGGAAAUGAUCAAGUGGAACCAGAAAAUAAACGAUCUUCUGGAGAAGUGGGCUUAAGCCUGUAUCAAAGUGACCCGCAAACCAGUGAGGCACAGUACAGUUCAGCUGCAGCAAAAGCAGAUAACGUGUGUGCAUCACAAACGGAAGGUACCAAACACUCGCAGGAAGAUGCACUGAUGCAAAACAUUGAAACAGUGAACUCAUUUAGAAGAGGACCAGCAGCAGCUUCAUCUCAUUUUGAAUCUGAAAACUCUUCUCGUUCUGAAUUCAUUUCCAAAGUCCAAAGCCCUGUUACAAGUGGCAGCUUCCCAUCUGUUAGACCUCCACAGCAGAAUUUCCAGCAUCCUAAACCUAAUCCCCCUGGAUUUCAGUUUCAGGCUCCUGCACCUCAUAACUUUCCCCCACAGAACAACCCUAUGUUUGGAUUUCCUCCUCAUUUACCACCUCCGCUUCUUCCUCCUCCAGGCUUUGGCUUUUCUCAGAAUCCGAUGAUGCCAUGGCCACCUGUUGCUCAUUUAUCAGGUCAGCCACCGCGCUAUGCCGGACCCAUUGGACAAGGGCUACCGGUGGCUCACAAACAAUCAAGAUUUUUGGGGCCAGAAAAUUUUUUUCAGAGUAAAGAUAGUAGGAGACAAGAAAGACGCCACAGCGAUCCUUGGGGCAGACAAGAACAGCAUUUGGAGAGAGGAUUCAGUAGAGGAAAAAAUGAUCAACACAGGCAAAGAUUUUACAGUGAAUCCCAUCCCCAAAAGAAAGACAGACAUGAGAAAGAGUGGAACAACGAAAAAUAUUGGGAGCCAGAUUCUGAAAGAAACAGACGCAGAGACAGAAACCAAGAAAAAGAGAGAGAGAGGAAAAGCAGAGAGGAAGGACAGAGAGACAAAGAAAGAUUGCGGUCUCCCCACAGUGACAGGGCUGCUGAUGGAAAAAGCCCCAGAGAGACUAGAAAUCCAGAAAAAAAGACGGAAAAGCCUAAAAGUGAAGAACAGGCUCAUGAAAAAGAUAAGGAGAGGGAGAAAGGCAAAGAGAAGCAUAGAGAACGAGAAAGUGAGAAGAACAGAGAGAGACAUAGGGACCACAGUGAUAAAACUAAAAGCAAAAGGUAAAAAGAUGCAGGCAGUCUUUUAAAAUCCUAUUUAAAUAAACUGUUAGAGUAACGUCAUAAAACUUUGUAUAAAAAAAAAGCCUGCUAGGAUUGUGCCAUCUUUUUUAUUCAGUGUUGGUGUUUUGCAGAAACAAGUCUGUCUUCUGGUACCACUCGAUGUACCAAUACUCAUCCUUUUUUUCAUUAUACCAACUAUCGCUAGAAGUAGGAGUUCAAUAUUUUUAAAAGUUUUACAUUGCUGUAUAUUCAAAAUUUUCAAGAUUUCUUUUAUUAAUAUGCAAUAAAGGCUUAGAAAUUUUCUUAGCUGAUGAAGUUGGCUUAAGUCUGCAGUAUAAUUGCUGCCUUUGGUAAUUUGUGCUCUCUUCUGUUUUAAGAUGCUCUGCUAAUUUUCAAGGUGAAUUUCAUACAAUAACCUUUUUAAAUUGCACUGUUUUUACAGACUGUAGCAAAGGGCCUCAGAAUCCACAAACAUUAUAACAAAAUAUAAUAUGUCCGGAGGUGUGAAGAGUUGGUGUUUUUUUUUUAAAUUAUUCAGUAGGCCAACAAAAUAAUUGAAGUGUGUUUCAUUAGUUUUUCAAGUAUUUCCUAAGCAUCUGAAGCAGUUUGUGACCAGAAAUUGAAAGGCUGAGCUGCUCAAAUGUUACUGCUUUAAACUGCACUUGUUUUAAUAAGAAAGCAUUUUUAACCUAAAUUCUUGAAAAUAUGAUUUGUAGUAGUAAAUUCAUUUCUCCCACCAUUUUCCAUGCUUCAAAAACUUGAAUAUCUAAGCUUGUACAUUACUUUGUGUUUUGCUAUCCUUUUUACUGUAAAAUGUAAAUAUUUUAAGGGAUAUUUUGAUUCUAAAACGAUAAAACUUUCUCACAUAC
This is a messenger RNA of Columba livia (rock pigeon), 8369 nucleotides long. RefSeq names its product PHD finger protein 3 (gene PHF3). Gene Ontology annotation, biological process: DNA-templated transcription. The transcript is spliced from 13 exons. NCBI's taxonomy places the organism in Eukaryota, Metazoa, Chordata, Aves, Columbiformes, Columbidae. The coding region runs from base 3464 to 7504 and encodes 1346 amino acids. The record is from RefSeq and is a predicted model, not a curated record.